Molecule: messenger RNA, 1903 nt
Organism: Onychomys torridus (southern grasshopper mouse)
Lineage: Eukaryota; Metazoa; Chordata; Mammalia; Rodentia; Cricetidae
Gene: Kcnip1
Product: potassium voltage-gated channel interacting protein 1
Exons: 9
Coding region: 375-1085 (236 amino acids)
Biological process (GO): regulation of potassium ion transmembrane transport
Cellular component (GO): voltage-gated potassium channel complex
Molecular function (GO): potassium channel regulator activity; calcium ion binding; transmembrane transporter binding
Source: RefSeq, a predicted model, not a curated record
CUGUCAGCAAAGCCUGGGAGGGUUCCAGCUCCUCCCUCCCUGCUCUGCUCAAUUUCACUCGCAUCUCAGUCUUCUCCCAGCCCUAGGUACCCUGGCAGUGCCGUCCCAGCCCUGGCAUCCUGAGGUGCUCCUGUGGUGAGGACUUGAGUGGACAGAAGGAGGGGGUGGAUAGGAAGGGAGGGCUUGCCCUGCAGGCUCUCUGGAUGCAGAGCUGGACUCGCUGCAGAGGCAGCUGUGCUGUUGCCGGAGACUGGUUUCUGGGGUGCAUCCAUCUCACAGGGUUCACCUAGGCAGGCUCCAAGGUCCAGAGGCACACGAGGUGGGUGCCAUCCCUUCUGGGUGCUGACCGAAGAAUCUGCCUCACCUUUACCAUUAUGAGUGGUUGCUCCAAAAGAUGCAGGCUCGGGUUCGUGAAAUUUGCCCAGACCGUCUUCAAACUCAUCACCGGGACCCUCAGCAAAGACAUCGCCUGGUGGUAUUACCAGUAUCAGAGAGACAAAAUUGAGGAUGAGCUAGAGAUGACCAUGGUUUGCCACCGGCCUGAAGGACUGGAACAGCUUGAGGCCCAGACGAAUUUCACCAAGAGGGAGCUGCAAGUCCUUUACCGAGGAUUCAAAAAUGAGUGCCCCAGCGGUGUGGUCAACGAAGAAACAUUCAAGCAGAUCUACUCUCAGUUUUUCCCUCAUGGAGAUGCCAGCACAUAUGCCCAUUACCUCUUCAAUGCCUUUGACACCACCCAGACAGGCUCUGUGAAGUUUGAGGACUUUGUGACGGCUCUGUCUAUUUUACUGAGAGGGACGGUCCAUGAAAAACUAAGGUGGACAUUUAAUUUGUAUGACAUCAAUAAGGACGGCUACAUAAACAAAGAGGAGAUGAUGGACAUAGUCAAAGCCAUCUAUGACAUGAUGGGGAAAUACACCUAUCCUGUGCUCAAAGAAGACACUCCCAGGCAGCAUGUGGAUGUCUUCUUCCAGAAAAUGGAUAAAAAUAAAGAUGGCAUCGUAACUUUAGAUGAAUUUCUUGAAUCCUGUCAAGAGGAUGACAACAUCAUGAGAUCUCUACAGCUGUUCCAAAACGUCAUGUAACUAAGGACUCUCGCCAUCCUGCCCUCAGACACACUGAGCAAACACCUGGAUGCCCUGAUCUGCCCUUAUUCUGACUUUACACACCAACUCUUGGGACAGAAAUACCUUUUACACUUUGGAAGACUUCUCUGCUGAAGACUUUCUACAAAACCUGGAGUCGUGUGGCUCAGUCUCUGAUUGCCAACUCUUUUCUCCUUCCUCCUCUUGAGAGAGACAGAUGAAACCUGAGUUUGUUUCAGAAGCAUGCCCAUCUCUUCAUGCUGCUUCCCUGUGGAAGGCCCCUCUGCUUGAGCUUAAACAGUAGUGCAUAAUUUUAUGCUUACAUGUCCCCAACUCACUGCCUCCAAGGCAGGCAGACCUUGAUGAAUCCGGAAGCCAGAGGACCUGAGCCAAAUGUCCACCAUCCUCUGAUGGCCUCCCAAGCCAAUGUGCCUGUUUCUCUUCCUCUGGGGGAAGAAAGAGUGUUCUAUAGAACAAUUAGAGUUUAUCGUGAUAAGAUUGGGAGAGGCAGCACCUAACACAUGUAGAAUAGGACUGAAUUAUUAAGCAUGGUGUCGUCAGAUGGCCCAAACUGCCCAUGUCUUUUGUUUCCAGAGGUAGGAACUAAUAAUUCUCCCACACUAGCAUCUGCACUCAUAGAGCAAGUCUCUUCACAUGUCCAGGAGGAGGACCACUGCCCCGUGGUCUAUCCCUCCUCUCCAUCCUCUGCUCAAGCCCGGCACUGCAUGUCCCUCCCAGAAAGUCCAGAAUGCCUGUGAAAUGCUGUACUUUUAUACCCUGUUCUAAUCAAUAAACAGAACUAUUUCGUACACUCUCAA